Molecule: messenger RNA, 1557 nt
Organism: Besnoitia besnoiti
Lineage: Eukaryota; Apicomplexa; Conoidasida; Eucoccidiorida; Sarcocystidae
Product: acetyltransferase, GNAT family protein
Exons: 1
Coding region: 1-1557 (518 amino acids)
Molecular function (GO): acyltransferase activity, transferring groups other than amino-acyl groups
Source: RefSeq, a predicted model, not a curated record
AUGGCGGACAAAUGCUCGUGCAGCUGCAAGUGCUGCAGCGACCCGGCUGCUUGCCAGAGUAAGUGUGACUGUUCGUGCAAGUGCUGCGAGGGGGGUCGUCGGGGCGACAAGACUUGCUGCGGGGUUCGCUCCGAAGAAGCGACGUUAUUUGCUUCCUCCCAGGAGCCGGUGACUACAGUGACCGAAGAACGAACCGUUGUGGAGGGCGACGACGGGAAAGGAACUGUAACGUCGACGGUGAUAGAGACUCACACGGUUUUUGCACCUCCAUCAGAUACUCGAGGGGGCGUUUCUUCCGAUACGACAAUCACCGCUGGAGAGGCGGCGGCCGCUGGCAAGCAGAAGUCCGAAAAAUGCGCCAGCAUGUGCUGCCGAAGUGGCAGCUGCGCCUGCGACUGCAAGUGUUGCAGAGAAAAAGCCUGCACAUGCGUGUGCUGUGCAAAGGGGAAAGACUCGAAAACCGUCGAGAAGACAGCAACUAGUUUGGAAGGAAGCUCCAAGUGCCCUUGCUGCUCGUCGAGCGAGGGCGCAUGCAUGUGCAGGUGCGAGUGCUGCCAGACAUGCAGCUGUUCGUGUCAGUGUUGCAAAGACAAGAAGAAAUGCUGCUGUUGCACCGACAAAAAGCACGGAACUUGCGACUGUUCCUGCCUCUGUUGUGCCGGCGCUGAAUGCCGCUGUUGCAACUGCUGCAAAAGUAGAUGCGACUGCGAUUGCCGGUGUUGCAAGCGUGCUCAAACUUGCGCAUGCAAAUGCAACUGCGCCUGCUGCCAGAAGCAGAGUUGCCGAUCGGCCACUGGCGGGUCGUGCUGCGCUAGCAAGGCCAGCACUUCACAAAAAGGUGCGCCCAAUAUUCGUGAUCGUGUGCAGAAGAGAAAAGACGGUUCUUGCUCGCAGAUACAAGCGCAGUCUGAGGAAGAGGGAGGAGGGAAAGACGAGGUUUUAGAGAGCGAAGACGCCGACGUGAACAUGUGCACGGUGCGCCCGCGUCAGGAUAUGAUGGAGAGCUCUACAUCUUAUUCGUAUUUCGCAUCUCCGGAGGCAAUCGACAGCGUGAAAUGCCUCACGGUCAAAGGAGGCGAACAGGUGGUUCUGCGGCGGAUGCGUGUUUCUGAUUAUUCUGCAGUCCGUACUCUUCUUCCUUCAGUCUCGCGAUGUCCAGAGACACUCUCCGAAACACAGCUUGCCGAGAUCCUUCGUUUGCCCGUUUUCUAUGCCUGGUGUUGCUACAGCGUGAGAGGCGAGCAGGGUGACGGGGAAGGAGGAGGUCAGGAACGAGCGAUAGCAGAAGGCGAGCUUCUCGGCUACUGCGAAGUCAUUCUGCAGCCGCAUCUGGGACGGAAACCAGACGGCCGUCUUGAGCGCGUCGUCGUGAGCCAGACUUUUCGGGGGCGAGGUCUGGCGACGAAAAUGUGUCAAGAAGUCAUUCAGCAGAUUCGUGACGCAGGCGUGUGCGGUCGGUUAGACUUGACAGUCGAAAAGCCGGACGCGAGGCACAUCUACGAGGACAAACUUGGCUUCAGAGCCGUCGAUACCAGCGUUUUACGUCUUGAGCUCUGA